UUAACAACAGACUAUCAAAUGUGCCAAGCCUGGAUGACAUGAACCAGUUUGUGACCUGGCCUGGUCUCGAGGAUGCCUUGAAAGGGGUCAGGCAAGAUUUUGAAAGCAAGCAGACUACAAGGGAAGAGAGGGUGGUUUUUGAACAUGGUGUUCAGACAGAGAUACUUGUAAGCAUUACAGUUAAAAUUCUUCGAGUGAGCAAUACUUCGGGUCCGAGCAGCGAGUUGCUGGAGCUUUUAGAGAAACUGGGCAGACUUUCAGAUGCUCAUGAGAUUCUCAAGCACAGAGUUGAUGAGCUGGAGGUAGGACUUGUAGUAUUAAUGACAGAGAGAUCACA
This is a messenger RNA of Candidula unifasciata, 337 nucleotides long. NCBI's taxonomy places the organism in Eukaryota, Metazoa, Mollusca, Gastropoda, Stylommatophora, Geomitridae. The record is from the annotation of a GenBank genome assembly.